AGACAUAUUUUAUGAUUUUACCUACAGGAAUAUUACAAAUAUCAAGAUGGAUAUACAACAGAGGAGGGGGACAGUAUUUGUCGAGAGCAUCAACACAGAAAUUUCAAGUCGGUUCUUAAUAAAAUAAAGGGCCGAUGUGAUGCAAAGCUGUCCGAACUUAAGAAGGCUGGAUACAAUGACGAAGAAAUACCUUGGGACUUGUGCAAGCCUCAUUAUUUCUCUGACGAGGUAUGGCUAUCUGUUUUGAAAUAUUGGAAUUUGGAUGACAUCAAGAAAAGGUCAAAAAAUGCAAAGGAAGCACGGAAACAGCUUGAAUGCUACUCGCGCACGGGGGCAUUGUCGUAUGAUGCUAGACGUGAGAAAAUUAAUAAAGAUAGAGCUGCGAAAGGCUUGCCACCACUAACAAAUUUGGAGUUUGUGGAUUAUGUAUAUAAUCCUGAAGAACCAGCGGUGAAACAACCGAAGGAGAAAAUGAUUGAGGCCGAGUCUUCUUUGCCUGCAUUGCCUGAAGGUGAAAAAAUUUCUGAAGAAAUGCAGCAAAAGCGAGAUCUGUUGGUGUUGAUCAAGGCAAAACCUCCGAGGAAAGGGAAACUAAAUCUGUUUCCGCGACAGAGCAUGUCAGAGCUUGUCGGAAGAGCUGAGGCUGCACAAUAUGCUGAAGGACAGCGCGAGCCCGUCAAUGAGGUUUCAGAUCAAAUUUACGGGAUGAUGUUCGAAAUGUUGGGCAAUUUGCAGCUGAUGGUAUGUGCGUUGCCUACACGUGAGGUCACACAAGCCGUACUGGAUGAGGAACUGAGCAAAUUAGCCACUGCAGCUUUUCCAAACCAAGCCCAGGAGUUAUAUCGGACUCACUACAUCCGGGCAGCUAGGGGAAUGGUUCGCAAACUCCUCAUGGAUAAUGACAAGGUCAUUGUAGAGGCAGAGCCAGUGGGGAAGGAAGUUCCUCUGCCAGAGCCAGUAGGGAAGGGUAAGGGGAUUGAUAUGGCAGAGCCUACGGCGAGCGAAGAAGGGGAAUUUGAUGUGAAUGCCUAUUUAUACCUUUUAUCCUAGUAUAGGCAACUGAAGAAUGAGGUAGUUUCCUCGGAUUUGAUAAUCUUAAAUAUUUAACUUAUAUUUUGGUGAAUGGCAGUGAUGAAAAUCACUUAUAUUUUGGUAAAUGGCAGUGAUGAAAUUAUCACUUAUAUUUUGUUGUCUACUUGUACUUCGGAUAAUGGAUUGAUAUGCAUGCCAGUGUGCCUCUUAACUCUUGUAUGUUAAAUUUGGUUUAAGAAUAUUUGGAUGUUGGUAAUAUAGUUUGUUGGUAAAUUUGCGUUUUGUU
Messenger RNA from Daucus carota subsp. sativus, 1318 nucleotides. RefSeq lists its product as uncharacterized. NCBI's taxonomy places the organism in Eukaryota, Viridiplantae, Streptophyta, Magnoliopsida, Apiales, Apiaceae. The transcript has 4 exons. Bases 472 to 1050 code for a protein of 192 amino acids. The record is from RefSeq and is a predicted model, not a curated record.